UCAAAACAUUACACACACACACACACACAAAAAAAAAAAAAAACACCAAAAAUGGUAACCACAAUACCUGAUAUCAAUAACAAAUCAAGAUCAAAACUUUCCAAAACCCCAUUUCAAGAUUCACAAAACCCACAUCAAAACACACCAAAUCUUGAAAAAUCAGGAUGUGGGUAUGUCAAGAUUGAUGAUUCUUGGCAAACCCCACAAAGCAAUAAGAAAAAAAACCAAGUUUUCCUUGAAGGAUAUGUUCAUGAGACAAAUGAUGAACAAGAUUUAGUGAGAGCUAAAAGUUUGACUGAUGAUGAUCUUGAAGAAUUAAAGGGGUGUUUGGAUUUAGGAUUUGGGUUUAGUUAUGAUGAGAUUCCUGAGCUUUGUAAUACUUUGCCUGCUUUGGAAUUGUGUUAUUCUAUGAGUCAAAAGUAUCUUGAUAACCAUCAAAAGUCGCCGAAAAGUGAGUCAUCGUCGCCGCCGGCGAGUGGUGGUGGCGGGAAAGCUAAUUGGAAGAUUUCUAGUCCUGGUGAUGAUCCUGAAGAUGUGAAAGCCAGACUAAAAUUUUGGGCACAAGCAGUUGCUUGCACAGUCAAAUUAUGCAGCUGAAAUGAACCCAUACCAAAAGGUUAAUAUGUAUCUAAUAUUGGGGUUGACCAUUAACAACACAUUUGAGAGUAUGAGGUUGAGAUUAUGGCAUCUAAUGAAUGGAUUAUCGAAGUGAUUAAACCUGGUCUCGUGAAGGAGUUUUGAGGAAUUUGUUCUUGAGGAGUUGUAAAUUUUUGUAAUCAAGACUCUGGAAGUAAAUGGAUGAUGUACAUGAUUCUCUCUUGUAUAUUUAAUAAAUAAAAUUGCAUUUUGUAA
Erigeron canadensis is the source of this 852-nucleotide messenger RNA. RefSeq lists its product as uncharacterized. The record is from RefSeq and is a predicted model, not a curated record. The transcript has 2 exons. Bases 52 to 597 code for a protein of 181 amino acids. NCBI's taxonomy places the organism in Eukaryota, Viridiplantae, Streptophyta, Magnoliopsida, Asterales, Asteraceae.